UGGGAUUUGCAUUUAUUGAAGCAGGAUCCGUGAGAUAUAAGAAUUCUUAAUCAAUAGUCAUAAAAGUGAUAUUGGGUUUGUUCUUGACAAUAUUAAUAUGGUGGUUGUUCGGAUAUGGAUUUUCAUUUGGAUAUGAUUUCUAAACAAACUUUAUGGGAGGUACAAAAUUAGGAGGAGCAAAUUGGGAAGCAAAUCAAUACGGAAAUUGAUUAUACAAACUUUGGUGUUCAGAGCAGCAGGUGCAGCAAUAGCCGUAUCAGUGUUAUCUGGAGCAGCAGCAGAAAGAAUGACCUUCUUGGCCUGGUCAAUUUUGACAAUUAUAUAUGCAGGAUUCAUAUAUGCUGGAUUAGCACAUUGGACAUUAGCACAAGGAUGGUUGACAACUUUGGGAUACAAAGAUUUCUCAGGAGCUGGUGUAGUAUUUUUCGCAGCAGGUUAUUAUUGAAACCAAGGAGAUUCAGAUUUGAUCCAAACACAACCUUGUAAUUCUAAAGACAUUCUCCAAUUUAUAUUGCUUUCGGAUCAAUUUUGGUCUUCGCAGGAUGGUUAUUCUACAAUGGAGGUGUUGUUGCAUAAGGAGCCAAUUCCAAAUACACUUAAGGAUUAGUGGCAGUCAAUACAUUGGUUGCUGGAGCCACUGGUGGAUUCUUUGCCUUCAUCAUUAGAUACUUCUAAUAUGAAACCACAAGUUUGGUUGCCUUGUCUAGAGGUAUUAUCAGUGCUUUGGUGGCUGUCAGUGCUGCUACUGAUGACAUGAAACCAUGGACUGCAUUCAUUUAUGGUUUGUUGGCUGCUGUCUUCUACAGUGUUUUGGCAAAAGUCAUCCCAAAGGUACAUAUUGAUGAUCCCGUUGAAGUUGUACCUGUGUUUUUGGGUAAUGGAUUUUUGGGAAUCUUCUUGUCAGCCUUCUUUGACACCAAAGCUGGUAUUAUCUAUGGAUUUGGUGCUAAAUUAUUGGGAAUGUAAUUGUUGGGAUUAUUGAUCAUUUUUGUAUGGGUUGCCUUCUUUGUCUUGAUCACAUUGCUCAUUUUAAAGGGAUUCGGAGUCCUUAGAAUAGAUGCUGAAACUGAAAAUGUUGGUAUUGAUAAAGCUCAUUGUUUGGGUGAGGCCAUCGUUUUUGCUAACUAAGUUGAUGAGGCUCCUCUUAUACCAUAGACUGAAUUGGUUAAGCUAGGAAACAGCCAAAUUGGAUCAGGAUUCAGACCUGGUUUUAGAUGAUGUGAUAAAAUAAUAUAUAUAUGAACAAUUUUUAUUAAAAACCAGUUUUACUA
Molecule: messenger RNA, 1271 nt
Organism: Paramecium tetraurelia
Lineage: Eukaryota; Ciliophora; Oligohymenophorea; Peniculida; Parameciidae
Exons: 7
Biological process (GO): ammonium transmembrane transport; ammonium homeostasis
Cellular component (GO): membrane
Molecular function (GO): ammonium channel activity
Source: RefSeq, a predicted model, not a curated record